Molecule: messenger RNA, 753 nt
Organism: Budorcas taxicolor (takin)
Lineage: Eukaryota; Metazoa; Chordata; Mammalia; Artiodactyla; Bovidae
Gene: CETN3
Product: centrin 3
Exons: 5
Coding region: 115-618 (167 amino acids)
Biological process (GO): spindle pole body duplication
Cellular component (GO): microtubule organizing center
Molecular function (GO): calcium ion binding; microtubule binding
Source: RefSeq, a predicted model, not a curated record
UUUUCGAGACCGCUGAGGGUCGUUGGCGUCUGUCGAACGGCUUGUGGAAGUCUUGCUGCUUUGGGUAGGGGGUUAAAAUCGUUCUCGAGAGGAACGUCUCAGUCCGAAGAGAAAAUGAGUUUAGCUCUGAGAAAUGACCUUGUAGUAGACAAAACAAAGAGGAAAAAAAGAAGAGAACUCUCUGAAGAACAGAAACAAGAAAUUAAAGAUGCUUUUGAACUAUUUGACACAGACAAAGAUGAAGCAAUAGAUUAUCAUGAAUUAAAGGUGGCAAUGAGAGCCUUGGGGUUUGACGUAAAAAAAGCUGAUGUGCUGAAGAUUCUUAAAGAUUAUGACAGAGAAGCCACUGGGAAAAUAACCUUUGAGGAUUUCAAUGAAGUUGUGACAGACUGGAUAUUGGAAAGAGAUCCACAUGAAGAAAUAUUAAAGGCAUUUAAACUAUUUGAUGAUGAUGAUUCUGGUAAAAUAAGCUUGAGGAAUUUGCGACGUGUUGCCAGAGAAUUGGGUGAAAACAUGAGUGAUGAAGAACUUCGGGCUAUGAUAGAAGAAUUUGAUAAAGAUGGUGAUGGAGAAAUAAAUCAAGAGGAAUUCAUUGCUAUUAUGACUGGUGACAUUUAAAGAAUUACAAGGAUAAACACUAAGAAUGUUGCAGUUGUCAUCUUAUAUUCUAUUUUUGUGCCUGGAGCUGUGUUAAAAAAAAAUCUUAGUUUGUUUUUCCGAAAGGACCAAAAAUAAGCAUCUUAUGUAUUCAUA